CCGCCUUUAGCCUUGCGCGCCCUGCCCCGCUCGGGCUCUGGCUGCGCGGCUGCUGCCUGCGCCCGCCCCUUCGCCCACAGCCCCCGCGCCGCCGGCUCUGCCUCCUGCCCCAGGGCCGGGCCGCCCAUCCAUCCGCCCCGCCCCGCCCUCGGCGGGACUGAGCAGCCCCGGAGCCAGCCGCGAGGAGGAAGGAGCCGCCGCCGCUCGAGCGCGGAGCGAUGUCUCACGGGGCCCGGGUGAUCCGGACGGGCUCCAGCAGCGCGGGCCCCGGCAGCUCCUCCUGCCCGCCGCCCCCGGGGCCGGAGCCCGGGCUGCUGGACGGCGGCUACGCCCGCUCCUGCUCGGCCAUGCUGAAGGUCGCCCAGAUGAUAUCAUUGCUGAUUGGAUUCAUCUGUGUAAAGAAUUCACCAUGGACAAAUUACAGUGCAUCCAUCUACUUUGAAAUUGUCACCAUGUGUGACUUGAUUAUGAUUCUUGUUUUUUAUUUUGUCUACCUUUUCAGAGCAUACAGAAUGCUCACCUGUAUUAGUUGGCCACUUGCGGAACUUCUCCAUUAUUUAAUUGGUACGCUCCUGCUUCUCAUUGCCUCUAUUGUGACAACGUCUAAGACCUAUAAUUCAGCAGGACUCGUAGCUGGAGCGACGUUUGGUUUCUUAGCUACAUUCCUUUGCGCUUUGAGCAUAUGGUUAUCCUACAAGAUCUCAUGUAUUACUCAGUCAACAGAUGCAGCUGUAUGACUGUUUGGCCACUGCAAGAUGUUUGUGCGUUUCUAAAAGCGAUAUCAAAGAAGAGGGUCCACCAUGUGCCAUGAGGAGAAAGUUGACAUUUGUGUGAUUGGAUUAUAUUCAGUAGAUUUGAAGAUUUACUUGAACAUCUUAUGCAAGGAGAGAAACAACCAAUGCUGGAACCAAAGAAUUUGGUGUCAAAACAGUUUGAUAGAGAAAUUGUUUUUUCUGAGCUUUAGAGAAGUGCUCUUUCUGUCUCAUGAGCUGGUCUGUGGCUCCCAGUUACGUGCAGUGAGAAUAUUCAAACCUCCUUUGGAGAGUUGUUUAAUUAGGAUUUGUAUAAUUUUAAAGAUGGAAAGAUUAAUUCUGAUUUCCUCCAUGCAUUUGCAGAAGGGAAAUUCUGCAAAUUCACCUGAUUAUUAAUCUUCAAGAAUAAUUCCUUUAACAAAGCAACUCUUGCACACCAGUCUGUGCCUGGGAAACCUGCCUUAAGUUCUCUUUUACUUUCUCUUUCAUUGUCAUUGAUAUUUUUACAUCUGUUUGGCCAGCGUCAGAAAAUACUUUUUCAGGAACUAUGUCCUGGACAACUCACUGUGAAUGCUCCCUUCUAACCGCAAAUGUAAACUGAGUUUUCUAGAUGCCAAAAUAAUUAAUUUUGUUCCUACAUUUUUAAUAUACGGUCAUUUAUAACCCCCCUGAAAACUCUUUUCUCUGUACUGUACAAUAGGUAUGGAAGAACAUAUGCUUAGUGGUGCACUAAGUCUGUUGCUUUCCUCCUCAUAUAUAUGUAUUUGCAUAUUUCCAGUCUCUCCGUUCCACAGAAAUAACCCAUGGAGAGGGAAACUCUGAGUUUCCCAGAAAUUAUUCUCUUGUGGGGGGUGAGGGAGUGAGUGUGUGCGUGCCUGUGUGCAUUUCCCCUAGAGUAGAACCAUCUGGCUCCUCCUACUUAACGUACAAUCUGUAUGGAUGCCCCUUACCUCUGCUCUGUUAGAGCUGUUCUUUCAGGGACACUGUGUCUAGUGUGGCCGUUCCUGGAUUCCUCCUAAAGUGGGGUUUCAGAGCAGGAAGAGGGAAAUGGUGUCAGUUAAUGCAACCUAAUACUGCACUUACCUUUUUCUAUCCCCCUCUGCAGUUCUGGAGAUGAGCAAAUUCAGAGCUCCCCCGCCCUGCCUUUUCCUAAUCUAUCUCCACAGAGCCAGAAACUCCCAGAGCCCUUUUCAAGAAAAGGGGAAGUGUGGCAGAGCUCUCCUCUUCCUGAGUUUGUAAAUGAAAUUGUGACUGACCUAAUUUUGCUAUUUGUAUUAGACAUUUUUUCUAGUGUAAAUCUGGUUCAUGAAACAGCCAGGGGUAAAUGUGCCUUAAAUGUUACAGAUUUUUAACAACAUCCCACUCUGGCCUGCCUUUGUGCCUUACAGCUGGGUCUGGUAUUUGUUCUGUUCACUGCAGAUAGGAUGUCUUUUUUUAAAUUGUGUGAAUUUAGUGCUCAGGAAUAGUGCUGCCGCUCAAGAAAACAUAAUCCCCUAUUUAUCUAGAGCCCCCAGGUAGGAAGGGCGCAUGCUUCCUUGCUGUGCCCUGCCAGUCCACCUCAGCCAUGACUGGGCAGGUCUGAGAGGAGUUCAUUCUCUGUGCCUGCUCUGCUGAAAAUGCCAACACCAGGGCUGAUGCUCUGUGUGAUGAUACUCGCUCCCUGACUAAGCCCCCCUGAGUAAUUUUACUUUUGGUGGCUGGUCACUGACCAUGAUUUGGAUUAGGGCCCCAGAGGUUUAAGGACAGAUUUCUUCCAGGCCCAGGAGAGGAGUAUGUAAUAGUAGUGAUAUACUACUUCUCUUCCCCUCCUGUGAAGGGAAUGCUCACUCAGUUACUGUGGAAAUGGACUUCCCCCACCCAGCCACGUGGAAAUGGACUUCUGACACAGCAAAGCCAGCUACAUGCUGUCCUACGUAUGCAGCUUCCACAUCCUCACUGACCAUAGUAGCCAAACAGAAUAGCCUGAAGGCAAGCAGCGAUUAGCCGAGAGUUCUAACAAGAAGCUGAGAUCUCUCAGAACAAAGCAGGUUCCCACAGUUCUCAGUCCAUUCACCUUCCUAGACAGCUUUCCUCCAUACUGCAAUCAUGUCACUGAUCCCUGUGCUGCACUGCCAUUGGUGACACCUCCCCCUGCCACAGGUUGAAAAAAUCCCCAACUAGGAGUUCAAUGCACCCUAAAGGCCAUAGCAUUGCUGGAUAUCAUUCUGUGAUGGCUUGAAAUGUGUUUUCUGGAGAACUAAUGGAAACUCCCCCUUUGGCUUGCAUCUGUAUGCAGAACAAAAUGCUGUGAAUUUGCUGUAUAAUAUUGAAUACAAGUGUUUAAAAAUGAAUGAUACAUUUGUCUUGUAGAAGAUUAUGGCUUGAGAAUGAGCCUUUGUGGUUAGAGGAUGCCUAUGCAGUUUGUGACAGCUUAAUUCUCCUUUUAAUUGCUUUAAAAUUGUUCAGUUUUUCAUUGCGCACCUUUCAAAUAGCGGUUGCAUGUGUUCUGUAAAAGCAGUUGAGAAACAUUCUUCAAAAAAGGGCUGAGGAGGAGCAGCAGAUUACUGUGUCAAACAUGCACCCUUGAAGAGCAAAUCCCUAUGCGAGUGUAGUUAGCAUGUGGCCUCUGACAAAGAAGGCUAGGAGAAUUCCAGAGAUGAUACCAAACAAUGGUAGCUGAUGCAGAUACUGUGAGUGAAGGAUUUUCAGUGGGGUGUAGAAACACAUUGCUCACUACAGAAUUCCAACUUGACAGUUAAAUGAGACUCCCUGCCUGUGCUCACCUGUCAUAACUAUGGUAAUGAAGAUGCUAACAAAUAUUGCCACUCAUCAAGUUGUUGCACAGCUGAAGGAGCAACAAGAUAGAGCUGGAGAAGUGCUUCUUUUGAGCCUUUCUCGUCCAUUAUUUUCAUAUUUCACAUCCUCUUUCCUUCUGAGUAUACAUUCUGCUAAAGCCAAAGGAGAAUGUUACGAAUCAUAACCUGAGCGUGAGGAAGGCGGCAUCAAUUUGCAGCUGAAUCACGUACCUUAAGAUGAAGUAUUUACUGCUCGGACCUGUAGGCUCCAUAGCCCGUACAGGAGGAAAGAUGCAGCCUGGUCUAUUUACACUUAAGGAGUUUCAGGCUUUAUGCUCUAUCAAGGUGAUAAUGCAACACUCAGCUGGGUAAAGUGGGGGCAUCCUGCUCUAAGAUGUAUAUACCACCGUUUGAGGUGACAAUCAGGCUGCAUGGCUUAUACACACUGCUGUCGAUGUUCUGGUUAAAGCUUAGCACACUCUUUUGGUGCCUGUCGCCUGUUGUCCCUCUUAGGCAUAUCAGGGCACUGGGCUAUAUUUCCACUUAGACCUAUCAGGAACUCUCAUCAAGUGGAGGGCUCACCCUCAGGGUACUUUGCGUAGGUCCCACCUCAGAGCCUGUGUUGGUUCCCAGUGCCCUCAAGCUCAAUGGUGGCCGAUGGAGUGCAGGAGCCAGGGUGGGGAGGAGGAAGUGAAGGAAACUGCUCCACACAAGACCAAAGCAGACACCAACCGCUGGUAGGGCAUGACGCUCAGGCCAGUGCCUCCCCUUCUUGUGCAGCAGGGGUAUUUGUGAACUGCCAUCUACCGCCUGCUUGCAGCCCAAGGGAGGAGCAGCAGCGCUGGAGCCUGAUUCUACAUCAACCUGCCAGCAGCAGAGGGAGAGAUCAGAGAGGAGUGAGUGCCCCCACAUGCUACGCUGGUGGCUGUAAGUGGGUCCCUAUAUUAUUGUUUAGAGGUGGGAAAAGAGUAUCUCUGUCCCUGACUCUGGAAGACAGGGACAAACAAGGCCUAAGUGCAAGAGGAAGCGUGCAGGGGGACAGGAAUGAGCAAAGGGCUGGUUUUGAGGAGGGACCGAAGGCCUCAGAUUGGUUUUGCAGUUUGUCUCAUGAUGAGAAAACACACAUCUGUGAACAGGUUGUGUAGCUAAAAGCCAUUAGUGUAUCAAAAAGGGUCCAAAGUGCUCUGAGUGUACAGAACUGUUAUGUGGUUAACCUGGUCUAGUCUAUCAAUGUUUAUUCUGAUGAUUUGUUUAGAAAAACCACUCUUGCAGAGUUACAACUGUGCUUGAAGAAAAGCAGUGAGGGAUUCCUUUGUAUAGGAACAAUGUAAUAAAAACCUUAUCGGUGACCUGCACGUUGGCCAAGAGGACUGGCAGGAACUGGCUGCCCAAAGCACAAGAACCAGGUGGGCCAUUCACCCCAGCAAUGAAGUUCAAAAAUGGUCUGGUUGUCCUGUACACCUGCUCUUCUUUAGGAUGUGCAAUACAUCACACUUUUUUUUUUUUUUGCACAAAACCUUUGUCCUGGGCUGGUUCACAUUUCCUACUGUUAUUGUGUCAGUUAUUGUUUCUUUGGCUGCAACAGCUGAACCACUGAAGGACCAGAUUACCUGUGUGUGUUUAGUACAGUUUAUCUUACACACAUCACUUCACUCGGGUCUCAGAGCCUGGCACUGUUAAAGCUAACAAGACUGUAGGCCUUUCAUGGAGAGGGGCCUCUUUGAGCCUUGAGCACCCAUCACCAACUGCUGUUAGCAGUAUAUCAAUGAUCCAGAAGAGCUUAGCACACACGAACAGAAGCUGGAUAGUGUAUGCCUAUCUAAAGGCUCUGGCUAUCAGCAAGAGACAUUCUAAGGCUCUGUCCACACUGAAAAUGCUACAGGCUUGCAGCUGUGCACCUGCCGUGCAGGCACUUACUGCAGUACCGCAUGUUUAUCCACCUCCCCAAGAGCUGGUAGUUAGGUUGACAGAGAAAUUCUAUCCAGCUAGGGCUGUCUACAGCAGGGGUUAGGCUGACAUAGCUACGUGCUCUGAGGCAUGUGGAUUUUUCACACUGAACCGUAGCUAUGCCAAUGUAAGUUUAGACCAGCUCCGGUCCUCUACUCAUGCAUGGCUUUCUUCUUCAUGAACCAUGACCAAACCAAGCACAUAGCUUUAAUUGCCACAAUUUCAGCACUAUAGGGGUGGUGCUGUUCAGUAGUUUGUCAGACCUGAGUGCUUUACAGUUAGAUCCAAACCCUAUUAAGCUAGGAACAUCAUUUUGUUGACUCAUAAACACACUUUACUGAAUAAGAAUCCUACUGCCCGGAAUAUAAAUUGACCUAAAUUAGCCAAGUUUGUUGUUUUUAUCAAAGUAUUAUGUCCUUUGCUCAGCCACAUGAAUCUUACAGGCCCUGAAGCCAAAUCUCUGCAUCCACUUUAUCCCAGUAGUCAGAGCUUUAUUAAAAUUUGGUAUUGUCAUAAAGUGUAAUGACAAUGAGGUUUAAUAUAGCAUGCGGGGAGGGUGGAGGGGCUUAUCUCAAACUGAGUAUCAAUCACUCAUUGCCUUCUGGCCUGUGUAUAUAAUUCCACCUGCUGCUUUGCUGCUGUAUUACUAUAAAUAAA
Mauremys mutica (yellowpond turtle) is the source of this 6130-nucleotide messenger RNA. It is a transcript of the gene CMTM7, whose product is annotated as CKLF like MARVEL transmembrane domain containing 7. Gene Ontology annotation, cellular component: membrane. The transcript has 5 exons. The record is from RefSeq and is a predicted model, not a curated record. NCBI's taxonomy places the organism in Eukaryota, Metazoa, Chordata, Testudines, Geoemydidae. Bases 219 to 737 code for a protein of 172 amino acids.